This is a messenger RNA of Geodia barretti, 5072 nucleotides long. The record is from the annotation of a GenBank genome assembly. Lineage: Eukaryota; Metazoa; Porifera; Demospongiae; Tetractinellida; Geodiidae.
AUUAGCAGUAGGGGUGUGGCCACAGUCUUGACUGACAAUGAUGGGGAAGAGGCCAGCGCUGGGUCUGUGUCUGUACACAACACACAGCCAGAGAUCGCAUACAAAGAGUGGAGGUGGACUAACUUGAGAAGGGAAUCGAGUGUUCGUCUGAUGUAUGUGUCUCUGUUGCAAGCUAUGACCAGCACAGCCACAGAAGGCUCGAUAGUAGCUGGCUGCGUAGUCACUGCGGACCGGGUCGGUCUGUUUUUCUUUUCACUGCAGUUGUCAGACCUAAGACACUCCUGGAUCUUGUGCAGCAUUACUGAGGAAAAAAAGAGCAUACACCUCGUUUAGCUGCCUGGUGUCGCGAGAAUCCAGAUUGUCGAGUUUCACCGACAGUUCUUGAACCAUCUUCUGCUCUUCAUGCUGGAACCAGGACUGCAGCAAGAGGGGACGGGGGGUCACACGCGCAAGUACUGAGCCAUAUACAACCUGGUGGGCAUUGAACAAGAACUGCCGUGAGGCCAGCAAGAUGACGAUCGUCCACACCACCACGAAGCCCAGCACAGUGUAAGGCGAGACUAUCCGCAUAUUCCCCAGCUAGCUAGAAAGUACAUACAACGGUACCACGCCGACCCCCACAAAACACUACCAGCCGCGCCGCGGCGCGUGUGGGGUCAAAGGGCACAGGCUGCAAAAGCCAAGAAGCCCAAACGGUGGUUAGCAAUGUCUGAGACAUAUAGAGAGGGUCAGUUGGUGUGGGCGAAGAUGAGAGGACACCCUCACUGGCCGGCUAAGGUCGCUCGGUCACCAAAGGGGCAGUCACGGCCUCAGGGAAAGUUCUGGAUAUUUUUCUACGGCACUCACGAGCAUGCCUGGCUGCCUGCAGCAGACCUCUGCACCUAUGAGGAGAACAGGCGAAAGUUCUCACUGCCCAAGAAGGUGCGGGGUUUUGCGGAGGCCAUUUGGGAGAUCGAGGAGGACCCUGAUCUGGUCAUAACUCUUGGGAAACCUUCCAGCAAGAGACGUCGAAGGUCGGUGCAGCCAGACAGGAGUGGGCAGCCUCAAGAUGGCAGCUGCGAGGCAGCAAUGGAGCAGGUGUCCUCUGUUGUGGCUGAGGAGGGUUUGUCUACCACCCCACCAUGCAAACCUCUGCCUCCCCUUCCUUACCCCUCUUCAUCUAAACCACAAGUGCCUGGCCAACCUCGCUACAUGACACGAAGGCAGAAGCGAAGCAGUGAAGGAAUUGUAGCCCACAUACUGAGAACUUUGCAGCAAGAAUGGAGCUGAAAUCUCCGCAAAUGAAGUCUUCAGCUGCUGUGGAUGAUGAAACUCCUAGUCUCCAGUGCAACCAAUCUUUGGAGAAAGAGGAGGGGCAAGAUGAAGGGAACAGUUUGAGAGGCCAGGUGGCACAGAAUGUGGCUGACACUGUGACACACUCUAAGAGAGAGAGGAAAUCGGAGAGAAAAACACGCAGUAACAGUUGUUUGUCAAGUGAUUCAACUCCAAGCAGCAGUGAAACCACUUUGCCAGCAGUGAACUCAGUGGAAGAAGAGGUCAUGGAGGAGUCUGAGGAAGUAAGAAGAGUCGAGGAGACAGCAUUUGAGGAAGCUGUGACUGCUGAAGAGAUGAAGGAGGAAGGGGAGGGAGAGAGUGUAGUGGAAGUGGGAGGAGGAGAGGAUGAAACUGAAAUGAUAGAGGCUGAAGCAGAAAGGAGAGUGGAAACUGACAAAGAGAAGGUGGUGGAGGCUGAAGCAGAGGAGGAGGAAAGAAGAGGAGAAGAAAUGGUUGGAGAUGUUGAGACAGAGAGAGGGAAUGGGGCAGUAAAGAAUAUUGGUGAUAGUGUAGAGAGGUCCAGUGAGGUGGUUGAACCUACCAGCCAGCAACCCUUGUCAACAUGUGAAGCAAUUCCUGAUAAUAAGGAAAAGAAAGGUUACCUGCCAAGGUUCAGUGUGCAUAAGGACAUGCCAGGCACUGAGGUGUUGAUGGUUUUGAACUAUAACCUGAAGGCCAGCCUCUCUCUGCAGGCAUUUGACGUUCCAGGUGCCAUGGCUACACUGCAGCAGCUACAGAGUGUGCAGAUGACAGCCAAAGACCUACAACUAGUACCAGACGUUGUGGCCACUCUCAGAAAGGUCAGACGUUUCUCUGGAGAUGUGCGUGUCCGUGAACUAGCCGAAGAGGUGUACUGCUCAAUGAAAACCUUGUUUGAAAGCCCGGGAUGCCAGGCCACACCCCCUACACAAGGAGUGAGGAGGAAGAUGAUGGUGACUAGAGGUGGUAUGGGAGGAAAGGCCCCAAGUACGAGGACUGUUGGGAAGAGGUCAACACGCAGUAAGCCGGCAGUGGAUACUGAUGUUCAGCAGCCACAUGGCUCAGAUGACCAGACUGUUCCUACACUCCAGUCAGAACCGUGACAGGAUGUAUCACAUGACAGCAAUAGACACGCAGUAUAAUUAUACAGUGUCUGACAAAACAAAACAUGUAAGGGGUCCAGUUGUACAUUAUGACGUGGAGCCACUACAGGUGGAGUAGUUGGAGCACAGUGCUCCUGUUUUGGAGUAGAAAGAGACUGCACAAGAGUGGGCCCUACCUGUCCUCUGCUCAAAGGUGUGGCAGGUGGUGAUGGGAGGACUGUACAGGUGCAGGGACACUGCGGGGUCAGUGUGGCUGGUGUUUUGGAUGCGGUGAAGUCCCACAGAAUCUGCAGAGACCAGUCUACAUUACACCCACACUCCUAGUCGCCUGCCUACCAUUGAUGUAGGUGACUGUGUCGGUGCACAGGUCGCAGGUGGCAAGUUCCGCCAUGGGCCGAGUACCAGAGUGGCUGCUGUCAGGCCAGGAGUAUUGAACCUCCUGCAGACUACCGUCCAUCACUCGCAUGAAACAGUGCGAGUUAGCGUGGUCGUGGAUGGAUCUGCAGCAGCACAGCCAUUCGACUCGAGGUGUAAUAGGUCUGCUCAUAACUUACGAGGCGUGGCCUUCUCCCCAGCACAGAAUUAUGAGGUUGUAACGACCAUUACCCUCGUCUACAAGAUUCCGUGUGUAUCUGGAAGGCACGUGUUUACACAGCUAGAAUUCAGCACAAACGUCAAGGUGAUAUAAGUACCUGUGGGCAUCAAACUUUGCGUAGGGUUCCCAGUCUUCCCGCUUCGACUUGUACGAGGAUAGGAGUAGCUUUACAACGUCAAUGUCAACCUUAUCCGUUGAAAACGCCUGGCGAAUCCCAGCAAGCAAGUCUUGCCACGACGAAGUUGGAGCGACGCCCUGGACUCCGUCCUCCAUGUUUGUUUACGGGAAACGCAUGCGCAUACCCUUGCACUCCAUUGUGACCGAAUAUGGUCAAUGAGUUUAGCGGUGGAACACAUGCAGGAAGUAGAGGUUGAUUAGCUCAGAGAGACGGUGGCAGGCAACCUACAGCCCUUCCGUCUGACAGUUGCAGACUCGAGUCUUGUGGAAGUUGGCUCAGCAUGUCUGCGACAAAGGGAUUAUUCGUUCGUUCCAGUAAAUUUCGCCAUGUUUUCGGGACUCCGGCGAAGAAGGACAAGUGCUACGACAACUUGAAGAUCUCUAAGGGCCCUCACGAGUCGGAUAUGAGCGCUGUAAACUCCAAAUUCAUCGCAGUAGUGACGGAAGUGCGAGGCGGCGGGUCCUUCAUCGUGUUGCCCCUUGAGAAAGUUGGCAGGAUAGACAUUAACUAUCCAAAGGUGACUGGUCACAGAGACCCGGUGUUGGAUGUGGCGUGGAAUCCAUUCAAUGAGAACGAGGUAGCCUCAGCCUCUGAGGACUGCACCAUUAAGCUGUGGGACAUCCCUGAUGGCGGGCUGACUGAGGACAUGAAGGAUCCAUCACUCACUCUCGAGGGGCACCAGAAGAAGGUUGGGCAUAUUCGCUGGCACCCAUCCGCUACCAAUGUCCUGGCGUCUGCUUCUGCUGACAACACAAUUCGUGUUUGGAACACUGAGACAGGCGGAGUUCUGUCAGCAACUGGAGCGUUUCCAGACAUGAUCCAGUCCAUUUGCUGGAACUACAACGGUUCACGUAUAGCUACAACAUGCAAAGACAAGAAGAUCCGAGUAGUGGAUGCUCGGACAGGUGAUGUGUUGCAGGAGAACAAAGGGCAUGAUGGAAACAAACCAUCUCGUGUGGUGUUCUGUGGCAAAACAGACAAACUCUUUACUUCUGGAUUCUCUCGUAUGAGUGAGCGGCAAUUUGCGCUCUGGGACGUGAAUCAUAUGGACAAACCUCUUGCCAUGGAGGUCAUCGACAAUGCAUCUGGUGUCCUGUUCCCAUUCUGGGAUGAUGGUACUAACAUGGUCUAUCUUGUGGGGAAGGGAGACACAAAUAUUCGGUAUUUCGAGGUGACGGAUGAGAGUCCAUAUGUGUUCUUCCUGAGCAUGUACCAGAGCAGUGUUCCUGCACGCUCUGUAUGCUCCAUGCCAAAGAGGCACAUGGACUUCAUGAAAUGCGAGGUCAUGAGGUUCUUCAAAGUCCAGCACACAAAAGGCCUAGUGGAGCCCCUCUCAAUGACAGUUCCGAGGAAGUCAGAGAUGUUCCAGGGAGACAUCUUCCCGGCAUGUCCCUCAGAGGAGCCAGCCCUCACUGCAGAGGAGUGGAUCAGUGGGACCAACAAAGACCCCAUCCUCAUGGAGUUCAGCAGUGAAGGUGCUGGUAGUGGGCCAGUGAAGAUAAAAGCAGCAGCUGCCAAGAAGAAGCCAACUGUUAGGACCGCAGCUGUGUCCUCUGCGGCUCCCAGUGCUCCUGGAGAAUUUUCUACACUAGAAGAGUACUGUCAAGGUUGCACAGAGUUGGAAAAUGUCAACUUUGAGCUUUACCGAAAGGCCUACAAGUUGCUGGAGGAGGAGAACAAAAUGCUGAGAGCAAAGCUAGGAAUGUGAAUUGGACUUGUAUUAUAAGUAGUAGUUCAAUGAUUUUUCAUUUGCAGUGUGAACAAAGUGUAAUAAUGUGUCCAGUAGUCAUUUUAGCAGCUGUAUCAGAUGCUAGAGCACUUGUACAUCAUCUUUAAAAUUGUUUAUCAGCACACUGCAGCAGAGAGAUAAGAGACAAUUUGACUUGCGUAAUUAGAACUGUGA